Messenger RNA from Musa acuminata AAA Group (dessert banana), 351 nucleotides. RefSeq lists its product as uncharacterized. The record is from RefSeq and is a predicted model, not a curated record. NCBI's taxonomy places the organism in Eukaryota, Viridiplantae, Streptophyta, Magnoliopsida, Zingiberales, Musaceae. Bases 1 to 351 code for a protein of 116 amino acids. The transcript is spliced from 2 exons.
AUGCGGACGCCACCCGUAGGAUCUCGUGCGACGACGACGAAAGGGUUCCAGCGGGAAUGGGAAAAGAGGGUUGAUCACGUCCUCCAAAACCUCAUCGCCAACCGCUGGCUUCGCCUAUCGGAUGUUGGUACCAACUCCUCCCUCUCUUGCACCCCUCCCCGCGAACGUGCCUCCGACGGCUGUUAUGGCAACGAGGACGGUGACCACAAGGAGGACGAGGAGUAUACCAACAAGGAGGACAAAGAAUACACCGACGACGAGGACACCAACAGGGAGGACGAGGACGAAGACGACUACACGGAUGACAAGGACAGCGACGAAGGUCGUGACUUAGGCAAGGGUGCCUCGUGA